Penicillium argentinense is the source of this 1044-nucleotide messenger RNA. RefSeq names its product nucleolar and coiled-body phosphoprotein 1 family protein. Gene Ontology annotation, cellular component: nucleolus; nucleoplasm. NCBI's taxonomy places the organism in Eukaryota, Fungi, Ascomycota, Eurotiomycetes, Eurotiales, Aspergillaceae. The transcript has 3 exons. The record is from RefSeq and is a predicted model, not a curated record. The coding region runs from base 1 to 1044 and encodes 347 amino acids.
AUGGGCAAGAACGCUGUUAAGAAGGCUGCGGCCAAGAAGGCCGAUGCUUCCAAACCCGACGUUUCCCCUCAGCUGCUUUCUGCUGUUGCGGCGUUCCUCGCCAACAAUGGUUUCUCCGGUGCAAGUGAGGCUUUCUCUAAGGACUUGAAGAAGGCUGGCAAGACGGCUGAUGCUAAGAACGCUCCGUCUCUGCUGGAAUUGUUCAAGUCUUGGGACAAGGCUUCCGAGAAUAUGGAUUCUUCCAGCUCGAACUCUAGCGACAGCUCCGACAGCGACAGCGACAGCUCCAGUUCUAGUGACAGCGACUCGGAUGUGGAGAUGAAGGACCAGAAGUCGAUCCGCUCUUCUUCUCCUUCCUCAUCUUCCUCCAGCUCCGACAGUGACGCCGAUGAUGAGGAUGAGGACGAUGCGGCCCCCGUUCCCUCUCCCGCCGCAAAGAAGCCUACCGGUGUGAAGCGCAAGGCCGAAUCUAGCAGCGAGUCUUCCUCCGACUCGAGCUCUGAUUCUACUUCUGAUAGCGAUGCUCCCAAAGCUAAAAAGGCUAAGAAGGCUUCGGAGAAGGAGACUACCAAAAAGGCCGAUUCUAAGGCCCUGAAGAAGGCAGUCAAGACUCCCCUUCCCGAGUCUUCCAGCUCUAGCGACUCCAGCUCCGAUGACAGCAGCUCGGACGGCAGCAAGGCUGGGGGUGUUUCGGUUGCUGCUGGUCCCAGCUCGGACACCAGCGCCACUGUCUCCGCGGAUGAGCCCGCUAACAACUCUGGUCAAACUUCUUCCAAUGCCAGCCCUGCCCCCGGUAAUGUCCCGGCAAAGAAGAAGCACACUGGUGCUCGCCCCACCCCUCUCGCCCUGUUGAGCCAGCAGGACAACAGCCACCUUCCUUCCAAUGAUUACAUUUCGUAUGAUUACGCCGAUCGUGCGUACGCCGAUCUGUCGGUCACUCGCGGAAAGGGCUUCACCAAGGAGAAAAACAAGAAGAAGCGUGGCUCCUACCGCGGUGGAUUCAUUGACUUGUCCGGUGGCAAGUCUUUCAAGUUCGAUGACUAG